Molecule: messenger RNA, 3992 nt
Organism: Acanthaster planci (crown-of-thorns starfish)
Lineage: Eukaryota; Metazoa; Echinodermata; Asteroidea; Valvatida; Acanthasteridae
Product: NLR family CARD domain-containing protein 4-like
Source: RefSeq, a predicted model, not a curated record
GACCCUCCGUGCUUCGUUUUCCGAAUUCCGGGAGCAUUGCUGAGUUGAGAUCGGCUACAUAAUGCACUGAGUGACACACUAGUCUUUUCAGGACAGUCAGCGUACAUGUACAUGUACCAUUAGGCCAAGCAACAAUGGGAGGGAAAAGCAGUAAAUUCCAGGGACGAACUGUUGUGGAGUACUGUCAACAGCAAAUUAUUCAGUACUACCAGGACACAACCAGCACCAUGCCUGCACAUCCCUUGGAUCCUUCCAGGACCGUGGACAUUGACAAGUUCUUUUUCGAUUUGGAGCUCACUCAACGAGGCAAGCAAAUAACCCGCAAACACCUCACCUUACCCUGGGAGGAGCGGAUUCUGGACAGAGUGGAGCAUGUAUCCCUCAAGACAUGGGAAGACUUUUUCCGGGUGGAGAAAGUGGGCGGCAUCAAGGUGCUCAUUUCGGGUGGGGCAGGAUUUGGCAAGUCAACGCUGUUACUGAAAAUUGCAAAUAUCAGCAGCGUGCGUACCAGCAGAUCUCCGCUUUCCAAGUUCAAGUUUGUGUUUUGGGUGAAGUUGAGGCAAAUGCAAAAGACGAGCUGUGUUCUUGAUGCCAUUUGGGACCAAAUCAUGCCCAAGGACACACAACUGGGGAAGGCGGAUUUGAAGAAGCUUCUUGGUGAUCACGAAGCAGAGACUGCAUUUUUAUUCGAUGGCUUGGAUGAGAUUCCCCCAGAUAUUCUGAGAUCUCCGGCCCCAGAAGAUGGGUACAGCAUUCAGGAUGUCUUGUAUAAUAGGGUCUUGAAGAAAAGUUUUGUCUUAGUGACAAUGCGACCGCACAUGGUUGACUACGCCCUGAAGGGAUACCCACAAUAUGCCUGCGUUCAAACAUGGGGGUUCACAUCCACAACCGCACACAAAUACAUUACGGCAUAUUUUGCUGAAAAAAAUGCCAGCUCGACAGCAGACAAACUGAUAUCGACACUGAAGUCCAGUCGGUCUUUUCAGUCACUGGCUCAGAUACCAAUCAUCUUGCAUUUUAUGUGCAUCAUUUGGGAAAACCUGGGGAAGCUGCCUGAACGACUGACGGAGCUUUACACGGAGUUCGCCGAGGUUCUUGUCAGUCGCCAGUGUGGUGAAGAUGAGGAUAAGAAGCUGCUGAUGACUACACUUCUGCGUGAACUAGGACGAGUCGCUCUGAGCGGGUUGCUCGACCCCAAGGGAGAAAGGCUCAUGUUCUCCUCUGAGGAAUUUGAAGAGGGCACCUUGAAGGAUGGGUGUCGAUUGGGCUUCCUUCAGCAGGAAAGUUUCACGAGUGGUUUGAGGGCCAUGCGAGUGGCUACCUUCCUGCACAAGUCCUUCCAGGAGUACUGUGCGGGGUACUUCUUGGCCAAUUUGCAUCAUGCCGACCAAGCGAUGUUCCAUGAAAAGUUGCGGCAGAUGAAUCUGAAAAAGAUCUACGCCAUGGAGUAUCUGCUUCGGUUUGCCUGCGGCGUAGCAUCGGGGUCUGAGGCUACUGGUCUCAUCCUGGAACACCUGCAGAGGGAACUCGACCAGCGGAACUGUAUUGACAAAAGCAGGCUGCAUGGCUUGGCACGCUUGUUGCUGUUUGAGUCUGGUUCUGACAAAUUGGCCGACAAGCUGCAACAGCCGGCUGAAGUGAUGUGCAAGAGCCAGGAAGAUUUAGCAGCAUUGCAGCAUUACUUGAAGUGCAUUCCCAAUCCACUCGAGGACACCAAGUUCGCUCUGCACUGCAGCUCCUACGAAGCAUUGACAUGUCUGAGGGAAGUUCUGCUGAGUGGCAAAAUCAGGCCGGCGACCAGUCAGUCAGCCACCAGUCAGCCUUCAGACAGCUCAGUCGAUGUCGAAUACACCUUAGCUGAACGAGGCAACAAGGAGAUGUCGCACCUGGAGAGAACACUUAAAGAGAUGGAGGCAGAGCUUUGUGAAAAGGUACGGUUAACACUCUCAACUGACGAGAGGUCAAGCUUUGACGACGAGCACGUUAUGGGACAGUUACCCAACGUGUCAAAUCAGCUGGUGGAAGUCUGCUUGUACGGCGGAUCACACAGCGAUGCCUUUAAACUCGCAAAUGCACUGAACAGAUGCAAGAGGUUAGAGCACGUUGGCCUGUCCAACAUCAACCUGCACGGUCAGGUGUGCGGGUUAGCCCCCCUAGCUCCUCCAACCCUACAGUCCUUGAUACUAAUUGCAUGCGGGCUGGAUGACGAUGACGUCCCCGAUCUGACCAGCAUCCUCCCCGCCGGCCAUGGUCUUCUGAGGCUUGACGUCCAUCACAACAUGCUCACUUUGAAGGGAAUGAAAACUCUAACUGCUCAUCUCCAGGGCCUACCCAAACUGAACACAUUGUGGCAUUUUUAUGACGGUCGUGAUGCCGAUCGUAUCAAACGGGUGGUCGAGCAGAAUCUCCCAAAUAUUUACUAUGCGUAAUACAACAGCAAGUACUUUUAAGAAAAAAUAUUUAACAUAUGUUAAACCCCUCCCUUCAAUAAUAACAAACACUCAGAACUAUUUAUCAUCGAGUCUCAUUCAAAGACACAACUGGGUCUAAGAUGAAGAAUGGGUGGGUUGUGAUGCCAGUGAGGUUCAUAAUUACAAUCAGUAAUUACAUAAGUACAAUAUUUUUGGAUAAAAAUCAAGUAGUUAAAGAGCUUCUACUUAACAUUUUGAGAUGGCACCAUUUUAUGAGUGUUUUACAAUGAUUGUGUUUCUUGAUGUUCAAGUCUGGUUCCGAGAGCCAUUCAAGUGGAUCUAGGAUGGAAGAAUGGUUGGGCCACAUACAGGGCAGGGAGAGUGUCGUGAAAAGGACAAAUACAGCAUAUGUCACACGUAUAUAAUUUUCCUGAUUUCAGGCUACAUGUAAUUAAUUAAAACAAUCUUUCAAAUCUGGAAGUUCUGAGUUGAGAUCAUAACACAGUGACGAUCUUCACUUCUGAAAUAAAACUGCCCUUUUUGAGUGUCAUAUUCCAUGAUUGAACAUUAUGAACGAGGUGUACCAGUAGGCAGGCAUGGUGAGACAAAUAGAAGUGGCGAUGUUUUGUAUGUAUACAUGUACAUAUCAGACUUAUCAUGGUUGGCUUCUCUAAUCGUACAAAAGUACUUUUUUGUACAUGUUAAAUUUGAGCGAAAAUCAAACUUGGUAUUUCUCAAGCACUUCAUGAGUUUGUAGUAGCCCCGAGUCGAAUUUCUGUCAUUACCUUUUUGUUUGUUACGUAACGUGAGCAGUGAAGCGCGUCGCCAUUUCUCUUUAAAUAGCCCCUAUUGCCACGUGUCUCUCUCAUUCUUUCCUGUGUUGCUGAUGGUCACAGCGGUCGCUUCACUACUCCGAGUUCCUGUGCUUCUUUCUGGGUGAUUCCGGUUGUUAAUUUUCAUCCUUUCCUUCGCGUUCGUCGUUGUGGUGAACCGGGUUGUUUGGCAGUAGCAUACAGCUAAUAUAUUCUGGUGAGCUACAACGACGGCAUUUCAUUUCAUAUCUUAUUUUAUUGGUUACCCAGGUAGUCUAUUUGCUUUCCUUUUGAUAUAAAAAUCCAUUUACUUUAGUUUGGAAAAGAAGAAAACUGCAUUAAAAAACCCCACAAAAAGAGAGACUUCAAUUUUUGUAAUUUAUUUUCUAAGGCGAAGUAGCCACUCUGUUUUCGGAGGUAAAGUAGCCUAAAAUUUAGCACUCUGUAAAAGUUCUUGAAAUACAUGUUCAUGUACUGUACGUGUACCUGUGCCCGCAAAUGGAUUUCCAAGGUGGGACUUUUUUCACUUCCAAAGAUUUUGAUAAAGUUCUGUUACUGUAAAUAGGUGUUGUCAUACAAAUGAACAUGUACUGUACAUCUAAGUUAUUUUUAAACACUCUUAGAGAUGGCAGCAGUGGCGUAGCGGGGAGGGGGGCAUGUUCCCCCCCACAAAGUCCCAGUACCCCUCAAGUGCCCUCCCACUUAAAAAAAUAACGGAUCAAUGGAUAUUGAACAAGGCUGACAAAAACUCAGUUGCCCCAAAAAACCA